GCUCGCUGCCGCGUCGGGCUCCGGCGGGGGUCGCGCUCCGUAGUCAUGGGUCUUCCGGUGCAAGUCGUUUAUUGUGGAGCUUGAGGCUACAAGUCCAAGUAUCUUCAGCUCAAGAAGAAGUUAGAAGAUGAGUUCCCCGGGUGCCUGGACAUCUGUGGCGAGGGGACUCCUCAGGCCACUGGGUUCUUUGAAGUGAUGGUAGCUGGGAAGUUGGUUCACUCCAAGAAGAGAGGUGAUGGCUACGUGGACACAGAGAGCAAGUUUCUGAAGCUGGUGGCCGCCAUCAAAGCCGCCUUGGCUCGGGCCUAAUGUGGCCUGAAGGCAGAGUCCAGAGACCUUGACCCAGCCCCUCUCGGCAGACGCUUCAUGACAGGAAGGACUGAAAUGUCUUGCGGACGCCUGGUCUUUCCUUGACGUUCCUGCGGCCGCCGUGUUGGGGCAGAGAUCGAUGCCCCUGGUCUUUGCCUGUGUGGGUGUGUGUGUGUGUGUUUCCCCCGGAGUCUCCCUUUCCCCGCUGCCCUGUCCUCUCCUGUCCCCCGAUUUCACCAU
Messenger RNA from Propithecus coquereli (Coquerel's sifaka), 549 nucleotides. It is a transcript of the gene SELENOW, whose product is annotated as selenoprotein W, 1. Gene Ontology annotation, biological process: response to selenium ion. Lineage: Eukaryota; Metazoa; Chordata; Mammalia; Primates; Indriidae. The transcript is spliced from 6 exons. The record is from RefSeq and is a predicted model, not a curated record. Gene Ontology annotation, cellular component: cytosol.